AGUGAAGUUGUGAAAAAAACAGCAAAGUAAGAAAUAUUUAAAAGAGUGGAAUAUAAUAUCUAAGUGGAGAUUCAAACAAAUACUUCGUGAUAUUAUGUUUAAUAACAUCAAUUAAUUGAUAAAUACUAAAGUGUGUAGCUAACCAAGGAGUAAUAGUAAUUAACUAUUUUUUGUGAAGAAAUUUAUUGUUAAAAAGCUGAAUGUGCUAAGACAGAAAAAUAUAACAUGCUAAUCCUGAAAUUCCAUAAAAUGUUAACGCAUUUAUUAACAUUGCUGUUGCUGACAGCUCUGCUCUGUCGGCAACAGUGCGUCAACGCUUACCGCCAUAAGGCGGCCAACUACGAACUUUUGGACAAUGACUCCCGUUUUAUAUCAUAUCAAGAUUUAAUGUCGACUUCGAAACGUUUCAACGAUCCAAAUACGACUUAUUAUUCGCAAAUGUUAUUUGAUGUGGCGCGAAAUCAAGUUAUCGUCGGUGCACGCGACUCAAUUUAUCGCAUGUCCUUCGAUUUGGAGCCACUGGAACGUGCCGUUUGGGCAGCGCCGCCCGAACAGAUCGGCAUUUGUCAGGUAAAAGGCCAGUCGGAGCGUUUGUGUCGCAACUAUGUGCGCGUACUGCAGAGCUACGGUGAGAAUCAAUUGUACGCGUGUGGGACGAACGCCUUUCAGCCGCAAUGUUCAUGGCGCCAGAUGGAGAACCUUACCAUUGUGGCCUAUGAUAACGGUGUGGGAAAGUGUCCCUUCAAUCCGCAAUCAAGCAUCACGAGUCUAAUGUCCAGCACGGAUAAAAUGUUUGUGGCCACCGCAACAGAUUUCUCAGGUGGCGAUCCGGCGAUUUUGCGCACCGAAGUGCAGCCGAAGAAAAUCUUCGGCUAUCGACACAUUGUGCGCACACAACAGUACAACAACAAUUGGCUGAAUAAUCCACAUUUUGUGGGCAGUUUUGAGGCGGGAAAUUUCGUGUAUUUCCUCUUCCGCGAGCCGGCUGUGGAGUAUAGUAGCUGGGGCAAGAUUAUCUACUCGCGCAUUGCCAGAGUUUGCAAAAAUGAUGCAGGUGGCGAUCAAAUUUUGAAGAAUAGUUGGACCUCCUUUGUUAAGGCGCGUUUGAAUUGCUCGCUACCCGGUGAAUAUCCAUUUUACUUCGAUGAAAUACAGGGCAUGACGUAUUCGGCCGAUGAGGAUGUGCUAUAUGCGACCUUUGCGACACCAGCCAAUAGCAUACACGGUUCAGCAGUCUGUUCCUACAAUCUCACCUCUAUAAAUGCCGCAUUCGAUGGUCCGUUCCGUUAUCAGGACUCCGCCGAUUCCGAUUGGCGCAUCGUAGAUAUGCCACAUCGCAGCCAGUUCCAGUGCGAAACGCCAGCGCCGGACAUGCGCUACAAACGUCUGCUCGAGUCUUCGAAAUUCCAACUUAUGGCACACGCCGUGCAACCGAUGACAGAACAACCAUUGUAUUAUUCCAAAUGGGAACGCUUCCAGCACAUUUCUUUGGACACACUACAAACGAAAACCGAAAAGGUGCAUGUGCUGUUCGUGUCGACCGAUGACAAGCGUAUUAAGAAGCUUUCCGUGAAGCAUCAGCUCGAGGAGCGACGCGCGCAAACUUGUCUGAUUGAAGUCUGGCAGUCGGCGGAGUAUAAUGGUGCGGACGGUGAUAUUUUGAAAAUGGAGUACUUGAAAGUUACAGAGUCGCUCUAUCUUGGCACUGAGCAGGCGCUAAUACGCAUACCGGCGCAACGUUGCAGUCGUCAUGUGUCGCAGAGCAGCUGCUUAAACGCUAUGGAUCCGUAUUGUGGCUGGAAUGAGUUGAUUGAGCGUUGCACGCCACAAGAGCUGGUACAACAAUUGAAUAAAUUCUGGCUGCAACCGGACACUUUGCAAUGCCCCAUUUUGAAUGCGCCCAUCGAUGGUGCUUGGUCCACCUGGUCGGAGUGGUACAAUUGCAAGAAGCACGGCGAUGAUGAUGGUAACUGUAUGUGCCGCACGCGUGAAUGCAACAAUCCACAACCGCAAAAUGGCGGACGCAGCUGUGAUGGCAUCACCACGGAAGUAACAAACUGCACCGUGCAUGGUGAUUGGACCAACUGGUCGGAAUGGUCUGCAUGCUCACAAACUUGUGGUAUCGCGGUGAAAACACGUCGACGCACGUGCGGCAAUCCAAAGCCAGCGCACGGUGGACGCACUUGUGUGGGUGAUGAUCAUCAGGAAAUGUAUUGCCGCCAUUUGCCACCUUGUCCCACGCCCAAGCUACAAGCCAUCGACGGCGGCUGGGGUCCAUGGGGCGUGUGGAGCGAAUGCAGCACACAAUGCGGUGGCGGUUUUCGUAUACGACGCCGCGAAUGCAACGAUCCGGUGCCACAGAACGAUGGACAGGAGUGUCCUGGCUGUGCUAUCGACUACGAAGUCUGCAAUGUGCAUGCCUGCCCCGAAGUGAAGAAGUUGAGUUCAUGGACACCUUGGUUGGUGGAAUACAAUGACAGCCGCAAGAGCACCGAAACAAGUGGCACAUUUGUUGAGCGCCGCUUUAGAUACGCCUGUCGUGGCAGCAGCACAGAUGUGAAUAGUUUGCGCAUAACUCUGGCUAAGGAAGAGACGCGCACUUGUCAUGCGGAUGGUAGUUGUCAGCGUCAUCAUGAAGUUUAUGGCGCAACGGUAGCGUCAGCGGGCUCAUCUGCAGUAUUCGAGGAACGUGAAGAGCAUAGUGAGUGGGGUCCUUGCAGCGCUAGCUGUGGCGGCGGAAUGCAAUAUCGUUUGCACGAUGGCGCCGGCAGUGGCAAGCAUCGCGGACGUCAUGCCACACAGGCGCGCGUCUGUAAUAUACAAGCGUGUGAAGAGGCGGCGGUGGUGCCAGCGACGAACCUCAAUGAAGUGGUGCAGACACAUGAAUGGAGUUGCUGGACGGAUUGGUCGCCUUGUUCGGUUACAUGCGGCAUGGGUUUAAGGCGACGUACGCGUCGUUGCUUAGGCGGACACGACAAACUGUGCAGCGGCAAAGCGAUCGAGGAGGAAAAGUGCGCCAUGGCGCCUUGUACUGACUUUAUUGGCUGGAGCACGUGGAGCCCCUGGUCGGAAUGCUCAAGUGAGGGCAUACGCAUCAGACAUCGUAAGUGUAUGGUGGAUGUACCAACAGCGGCCGAGUGCCGUGGUGCCGAAUUCGAGAAGACCGCUUGCGUGCCGAGCGAAUAUGAAGCCUUGCGUCUUAGCUCCAGCACCUCCUGGCCAUGGAUCAUAUUACUCUGUUCCAUAAUCUACAUCAUCACCAUAAUUGCCACAUUCUAUCUGACAAAGCGUUUCAUAAAGCCCGUCGAUUUGGCGUUGAAUAAGAAUAACACGCCGGCAGCGCCCAGCUAUGAUUCCUAUGCCAAUCAGUAUUCCAGUCUACCCACAAAAGAUUCUCUCAAUUUGCAGAUCUACGAGGUGCGCCCGAAAGUGAAGCGACAGUCCAGUUUCAACAUGUGCUCACCAUCGCCAUCGAAGAGCUGCAACACUGGCACGCUGACGCGCAACAAUAUGGCGCACAAUCAUACGCCCAAAGUGCUGGCGAAGACCUACAAUGACUGCGAGACGGGCACUUUGAAGCGAAACUCGCAUCAGCUGAAUAACUAUCGCUCGAAUAUCGACGAUGAGAAGUUCUAGUGGUGACAAGCGGAACUUGCGUGGAGCGUGAAGAAGCAGCAGCUGCAAAUACAUGCCCGUGCUGUUGCCUAGUGGGCGCUGUGGGCUCUGGAGCUUGGUAAGCUUGUGUGCCUUUCAUAUGUAAUUAAGUAAACUCGUACCUUUGGUCGCUCAAAUGUGCUCUACGCUGCCUGGCAGCUAAUUAAGACGCGUCUUAAGCUACACAUGCAUUUGUAUGUGCUUUAAUUAUAUAACUAAAGUAGUUCUUGUGAACAUGAGACUCAUCGGGGAACAUUGCAUAGUAUCAUUUUGUGUGCCAUCAGAGCGCUAAGUCUGCCACAGAACAGUAAAGGAUAGCAAUUUAAAGCAAAAAAUAAAAAAAAAAAUAGUAAUUCAAGUAGCAUAUUCAACUCGAAUAUGUUGAUUAGAACAUUGAUCUACAGUAAAGUAAUAUAUUUUUUUACAAUUGUUGUUGUAAGUGCUUUGCUAACUUCAAUUUCGUGCAGUGAAGUGCAUUUAGCGGUUAAGCCAGUAUUGACUCAUAUUGAGUGCCUAUAUUUUUAUAAUUAGCAUAUAAUUAAUUAUGUGUAUGUGUAUGUAUUUAUCAAGUAGUUAAGCUGUCAGUUUUAAGUACGUUCAAUUUAAUUAUUACUUGCAACGCAACGAUAUUGUCUAGGAAACAAUUUUAGCUGCCAAUUUCGAUUUUUUUUAUUUUUUAUAUUUGGAAACUUCAGUACAAAAUAUCACAAAAUUUUCUGUUACUAUUUAUUUACGAAUGGCUAUGUCCAUUACAAGUUGUGUGUUAA
Messenger RNA from Bactrocera tryoni, 4421 nucleotides. It is a transcript of the gene Sema5c, whose product is annotated as semaphorin-5B. Gene Ontology annotation, molecular function: semaphorin receptor binding; chemorepellent activity. Lineage: Eukaryota; Metazoa; Arthropoda; Insecta; Diptera; Tephritidae. The record is from RefSeq and is a predicted model, not a curated record. Bases 226 to 3636 code for a protein of 1136 amino acids. Gene Ontology annotation, biological process: negative regulation of axon extension involved in axon guidance; axon guidance; semaphorin-plexin signaling pathway. The transcript has 11 exons.